Molecule: messenger RNA, 1493 nt
Organism: Cryptotermes secundus
Lineage: Eukaryota; Metazoa; Arthropoda; Insecta; Blattodea; Kalotermitidae
Gene: HtrA2
Product: serine protease HTRA2, mitochondrial
Exons: 7
Coding region: 115-1416 (433 amino acids)
Biological process (GO): positive regulation of apoptotic process; programmed cell death; proteolysis
Molecular function (GO): serine-type endopeptidase activity; protein binding
Source: RefSeq, a predicted model, not a curated record
UUCUUGAACUUUUAACCAACACUAACUUUGUUCAAAGGGAAAUUUGACAUGUUUGACAUUGUCAGAAAGAAAUUUAUUGCUUGUUGCAAAGUGGCGUAAGUUUUGUAUUACAGCAUGGCGUUUGAUAUUCUAAUACGGCCUGUUCGGUGGCAAUUUAAGCAAAUUUAUACGUAUGGAAAAUUAAUUAAAAUUCACUUUAAUUGUUUGGGAUGUAAUAGCGUGGUUGGAAAACAAUUUUUAGUCACAGAUUCUGGCAGAAUACGUUAUGGUACGAAUCCGCAGAAUGGAUAUUGGACAUUGACGUCAGCUGUUCUUGGACUGGGUGUAGGGUUAGGUUAUUGGUUUCAAAGUGAUAAUUUAAGGAACUUGAAUUUCUUGCCAGUGAUAGAAGCAGCAAAGCCAGUGGAUCAAAAUGUCGAAGCAGUAGGAAGUUCAGAUAAAGUUGGAUUAAGAUCCAGACAUAAUUUUAUAGCAGAUGUUGUUGAAACUGUGGCACCAAGUACAGUAUACAUUGAAAUCAAGGAUACUAAAAGGUUAGAUUUUUUUACAGGUCAACCUGCCAGUGCUUCAAAUGGCUCAGGUUUCAUAGUGAGAGAAGAUGGCUUGAUUUUAACAAAUGCCCAUGUUGUGAUCGGCAAACCUCACAGUAAAGUGCAAGUGAAACUCUUUGAUGGAAGAACAUUUAUUGGUGUUGUGGAAGAUGUGGAUUUGAGAUCAGAUUUGGCUACGAUCCGUAUCCCUUGUCAUGAUCUUCCUGUGGUGAAACUAGGUUCAUCACGUGCAGUGAGACCUGGGGAGUUUGUGGUGGCAAUUGGGAGCCCAUUAGCACUGUCAAAUACUGUUACAGCAGGCGUGAUAAGCUCUGUGAAUCGGCCAAGCAAGGAACUUGGUCUGAAAGGCAAGGAUAUGGACUAUAUCCAGACUGAUGCAUCCAUUACGUUUGGGAAUUCUGGAGGUCCACUGGUGAACCUGGAUGGGGAAGUGAUUGGCAUUAAUGCAAUGAAGGUUACAGCUGGUAUCUCAUUUGCAAUACCUGUAGAUUAUGCCAAGAAUUUCCUGCAGAAAACUGAGGAAAGACGCAAAGCUGGAGGUUCUGUGUAUCCUACAGCCCAGCGACGCUACAUGGGUAUCACAAUGCUCACAUUGACACCACAAAUAAUUCAUGAGUUACAGGCUCGUAACCAUCAACUUCCAGUAGAUGUCACUCAUGGUGUGCUUGUUUGGAAGGUUGUCAUUGGUUCUCCUGCUUAUAUGGGAGGAUUGAAACCUGGAGACAUCGUGACACAUGUGAAUGGUUCCCCUGUGCAUGCAGCAAGCAACAUUUAUCAAGCACUAGAUUCUGGUCAGCCUUUGAAGAUGAUCGUGGUUAGAGGAACCCAGCGGUUACAAGUUAACAUAAUCCCAGAAGAUGGCUAAGAUAAUGUGUGUUCAUUUCCUGGUAAUAUAUGGAGUGGAAAUAAAAAAUAAAUAAAUCUGUUGUAUUCUGUUCUUUA